Lindgomyces ingoldianus is the source of this 1496-nucleotide messenger RNA. RefSeq lists its product as uncharacterized. The coding region runs from base 413 to 1405 and encodes 330 amino acids. NCBI's taxonomy places the organism in Eukaryota, Fungi, Ascomycota, Dothideomycetes, Pleosporales, Lindgomycetaceae. The record is from RefSeq and is a predicted model, not a curated record. The transcript is spliced from 3 exons.
CCUGCCUCCUCUAGGUAGAGCGAAUGAACACUAAAUGCGAGUUACGGAUUGACCACUAACAAGGUGGGGUCCAAAAUAGGUUGGUAAGGGUGCGAAUCCUGGGGCACAUCCUCUCAACCCUCAGCCGCCGGUCACACAGCCACGAUCUUUUAUUUUGAAGACAUUAUCUUGCGGGUUUCCCUUUAGCCGCUGAGGCUAACUCUUCAAUCAUACUUACCACUAAAUGUCGUUGCUACUCAGAUCAGGGAAAAGGAGAGUUCACACCGUGUCUCACAUUGCGACACGCUGAACCAAGCUGGAGUUGGGGGAACUUUUCAUAAUAACUUGCGCACAACGCCUACCCGCGAAAGAUCGUUUUCAUUGUGCUCAUUUCAGUAAAUUUCUAGAAGAGAGUAUUGAAGUCACGAAAAUUAUGGCAAUGACUUCCUGCCCAGCUCAUUUCCUUGAAGAUUGCGGCGCUACCGGUCCUGUGGAGGCAAAUCCAGACAUCGCAGGUAUCGGAACCAUCAUCUCCUUCCUCCUAACGGCAUGCCUAGCCAUCAUUGCAUCCGUCAUUAUCAUCUAUCUCGACCACUACCAAAAAAUAGUUAACAUCUUCCGUCACUACGUAACCAAGAACCCCGAUGUCUACGCCGAAGACACGAACUAUAUACGCGGCUAUAAGCUCCAACGACAUCUCUUCUGGGCCGACGUCGUGCGGAAAAUUCUCAACGCGCUGAAUGAUUCCCAGCUCUUUACAGGCACCGCUGUGCAAAUUGUCUCGCUGAUCCAACACUGCACAAUCUCAAUUUACCACUACCAGAUCGUCACCGAGCUCGCUUAUCUGAGUACUGUCACGCAUUUGCUCGCGCUGGUCGCGCUGCGCGAUGACUUUGUCCAGGAUAGGUUGAGCAAUGUGCCCCGUGUGGCAGUCAUGAUUCUCAAUCUUGCACUCCUAGGGUAUACCAGUUUUUACGGAUAUUCCUACGAGCUCAGUAGUCUCGAACGCAAAAGUUCUGCAAAUCUCGCAUGCUACUACGCAGGCCACAAGCCAGCCUAUGGCCCAGCAUUCUGGUUCAAAUGGAUAUUACUGCUCGCUGCAGGCCUCGCAGGCCACUUUUCCAUAUUCUUCUCCAUGUAUGUCACGCGGCACAAGACGGAGGAUCGGUCGUGGAUACAGCUCUGGGGUGCGCGGUUCAGAAACUAUGUGGUUACGCCAGUGUACACGAUUUAUGGGCUGGUCAAUGCGAGUAUUGUGUUGAGUAGAUCGCAAGCACUGGGUUCGCCGUUGGUGGAGAUCGAGGGAAGUGAGAAGGAGUGGGGGUUUGGACAGUUGCUGGCUAUGCUACUUCUUGGGUUGACGUUGCUUCCUGGGUGGGAGACGUAUCGUGAGGAGGCGGACAUUGCAGAGUUGCUGGCGAUUUGAAGUUCGGCAAGAGUUAUGUUGCGCUGUGUCACAUUUUCCAUGGGGUUUAAUUGAAGGAGUACUCUGUGAGAUGACGUUGUAACAACCUUAG